AUGUCUGAAAACCAGGUCCAAAUUCCCGUUGAACUAACGGAGACUCUUGUCUUCGAUGAUGCGUUUACAUCCAUGAAGGAACGCUUCGUGGCUGAGAUGAAGAGAAUUGACGAAGCCAUGGUCAAGUUCAGCAAUAGAUUCCUCCAAUCCCAGGCCGCUCGUGUGGACAGCAAUACUUCAUCUCCAGAUCCUCAUACUGAUUUCCUCACCAAUUCCCCAUUAGUGGAAGGUGAGGGGGAGAAUAAAAUACUCAAACUACAGUUCGAUGUGAGCCAAUUCAACCCUGAAGAGGUCACAGUCAGCAUGUUACAAAACAAGCUGAUGAUAUCCGCCGCCCACAAGGAGAGUACGGAUACCAGCACUAGUCUGAGGGAGUAUAAGAGGGAGUUCUACUUCCCCCAAGGCGUGGACCCCACAAACAUCACCUCCUCACUGUCCAAAGACGGGGUACUUAUAGUACAAGCACCGCUGGCUAUAACUGAUAAAACUGCUACAUAA
Messenger RNA from Danaus chrysippus (African queen), 498 nucleotides. Lineage: Eukaryota; Metazoa; Arthropoda; Insecta; Lepidoptera; Nymphalidae. The record is from the annotation of a GenBank genome assembly.